Neodiprion virginianus is the source of this 3506-nucleotide messenger RNA. RefSeq names its product zinc transporter foi. The record is from RefSeq and is a predicted model, not a curated record. The transcript is spliced from 12 exons. NCBI's taxonomy places the organism in Eukaryota, Metazoa, Arthropoda, Insecta, Hymenoptera, Diprionidae. Gene Ontology annotation, biological process: zinc ion import across plasma membrane; intracellular zinc ion homeostasis. Gene Ontology annotation, cellular component: membrane. Bases 423 to 2468 code for a protein of 681 amino acids. Gene Ontology annotation, molecular function: zinc ion transmembrane transporter activity.
AGAGAUUUAGCCUUUUUUAAAAUUCUGGCUCACAGCCACCAGCAGAGCGCUGCGGGCACCUAACAUGACGAAAUACUCGACGCGUGACUGGAUAAAGGAAAUUCCGGUACACUUUUUCUCUCUCGUCCUGUGCCGUGAUUGGAUGGGGAAACGCGAUUCAGCCAAUCACAGCGCAGAGCGAGAGAGACAGAGUGUACUGGGACUCUCUUCAUCCAAUCACGCAUCCGAGCAUUGGGGUAGCGUAUAAGCUCGAUGACCGGAUGACUAAAUCAUAUCGUGCAGCCUGCAGUUGCUACUAUCAAUAGUUACCGACAAAGCACAGAACGAGUUUGUGGAGACGUUGGAAACGGUGUGCCUACAGGUGGAACCAUUAUCGGUGCACGGUUGUCUGUGAUACUUCCGUAACACAUAGGAUUGACGUAAUGUCUCAAAACUUCGUUACGGUCUGCGUCGUCUGCGUUUUGUGCGCUGCACACGCUCCGUGUUCUGCCCACACUGAUGGACAAAUUUCACGCCUCUCUUCCUUGCCAGGACCACUGGAUCUCAUAGAUUCAGCCAACGAUGAUCGUUUGCAGCCGUUGAAACACCAAAUUAGUUCAAGAGAAAUAGGUAGAAUAAAAAAUAUGAAGGAUGCGUUUGACCCGCUUGAAUCGGAACCCGGUGGUCAUGAACUUAGGCUCAGGAAACGGAGACACACAGAUGAUGAUGAUGAUGAGUCUAAUUUCACAAAGAGAAUUUUCAGGGAUUAUGGAAAUGGAGAUAGCAUGACAAUUGAAGGGUUCGAAAGGCUACUACAAAAACUCAGACUUCAGGAAGAUGACAAUUGUACAUCGGUCCAAAGCGAUAAAUUUAGUAGAAUUGAUGAUGAUAACCUCACGAAUAACACUUCUCAACCUAACAAUGGACUUAAUAAAAGUGCCAAAAACCAAAGGUGCCUCAGAAGCAAAGAAUUGCUGGAUAAAUUUGCCGGCAACAAUUCUCACUGGUCGGAAAGUGACAAUAACACCACAUUGCCUGGUUGGCUUUUGGAAAGGAUUUGCCCUGCCCUAGUUUAUCAAUUAGCAAGCUCUGAUCCGAGAGGGUGUAUCCAAUUCCCUGAGAAUUUAUCUACCGUAGCAGGCAUGACCGUAGGAAACGAAUCCGAAGCAAAUUCAAUGUCUCAACACAUGUGGCAAGUUUGGAUUUGGUCUUCACUAAGUAUUCUAAUUAUAAGCCUAUGCGGCUUGCUCGGAGUAGUCGUGAUUCCGGUCAUGAAUAAAACUUACUACCACCAGUUUAUACAGUUCCUGGUUGCGCUCGCUGUCGGAACACUCUGCGGCGAUGCUUUGAUACAUCUUCUGCCACAUGCUAUGAUGUCCUCGGGACACGAGCACGACCACCAUAGUGGUUCCGGGCAUGAAGAGCCAUUGUCGAAUACAAAACAUGACCAUGAUACCAAUAUGUGGAAAGGUUUUGUGGCAAUGAUGGGAUUGGUGCUUUUCUUUUUUACUGAAAAAGCUCUAACUAUGAUCGCCGAAUGGAGGAAAUCUCACCAGCGUCGUACCAAGUUACCUGCACGUGUUAAAGUGAUGCGCGAGCCUGCCGACACAACUGGCAAUAGUUCGAGCAGCGACAAACAUUGUAAACACAAGUAUUCAUCCUACCCAUACUGCUACGGCGAAAUCACAACAGAAACUCAAGACAAUCAUCAUAAUCGUCAGCACAACAAUCACCAAAUAACGGCAGCAGUUGUAGAGGAAGAAAAACCUCUUACGUCCAAUAGCAAUGCUAUCUUGAAAUCAGCCGAUGAUGAUGUUGAUAAAAGGCAGAACGAAGAUUGGAAGAUGGACGAGGCUAUAAUCAAUCACGCGAAUAAGAAUAGCGAAAACAACGAUCCGUCUGUGAAUGAGGUUGAGAGCUACACGGUCAUUAUUCGUGAACAUGAAACGAAACAUCACGGUCACACGCAUUCGCACGGUCACGUACACUCGGCUCCUGAAUCAAUGUCCAGCGUUGCAUGGAUGGUCAUCAUGGGUGAUGGCCUGCACAAUUUUACCGAUGGUAUGGCCAUCGGUGCAGCUUUUGCAGCUAACAUUCCCGGCGGAUUUUCAACGGCUAUUGCAGUAUUGUGUCACGAAUUGCCUCAUGAACUGGGCGAUUUUGCCGUUCUACUGAAGGCUGGGAUGAGCGCUAAACAGGCAGUCUUCUACAAUCUAUUAUCUUCCGUGCUGUGUCUGUUUGGAAUGGUGUUUGGCAUACUAUUAGGUGCCGAUCCAUCAGCGACAAGCUGGAUCUUUGCAGCUGCUGCUGGAAUGUUCAUCUACAUUGCUUUAGUGGAUAUGAUACCGGAAUUGACAUCGAGUCACUCGGCGGAAGGAGGCUCGCAGUGGCAGUGCGUUCUACAAGCGAUGGGACUAGCAACGGGACUUGGCAUAAUGUUGAUUAUUGCUUUAUACGAGCAUGAUUUGAAGCAGAUAUUUCAAGAUUAGUGUAAACAAUGGAAAAUCAUUUAUUUACACGAAAUGAAAAGGAGUAAUCCGCGUCCGUUACUUCACGGUAUAUCAGAAUAUGUAACAAUGGCGUAAGAAACAAGGAUAAAAUGAGGCUAAGGUCGAGAGUAAAGUGGAACAACAAUAAAAACUACUCAGUACAAUUAUCAUUAAUGCGACGCAAUGUGCUUGGAUAAAUAAAUUUUUCCAUCUAAACAAUGCAGUGAAGAUAAACAAAAGGUCAUACAAGGAGACAGUACUGAAACCAAUAGAAAAUUUCACUGUCAAAUUUAUCACGUCUUAUUCUUGGUGCUAUUUAUUCACAAGAGCUGAGACAAAAGACGAAGAAGAAUAAGAUGCGGAAAAAAAGCUAGAGAUUGAAAGGAGGCUUAAAAAAAUAUUUCCAAAUCAAUCACGCAGCUACUCCGAUUUCUUUAUGCUAAUGAAUUUCUAUUCUUUCACAAUGUUGUUCCCAGUGAUGAACUUGUGCAUACAUAUAUUACAUACAUAAGUUCACAGCACGUUCAUUGAACAAUAAGAUAUUUGAUAGCGAGCUACUUUUAUAUCGAUAUUUGUUAAAUUUCAAAGCUGAGGUAACUUUCAUCCAUUCUGUUCUUUUUUUCUUUACUUCACUCGGUGACUUGAAAAUUUUUUUUUUUUUUAUUGUCAUCUAACGGGGUUCUUUAAACCUGUACAUGAACUAUUGAUACGUGUUACAAAGGUUUCAUGUCGUUAAUUGCAGUAAAUUUUUAGAACUCCACAUUGAUUGAAGGAUUAACCAAGACAGAAACAAAGGAACUGCAGCUCGAACAUCUAACAAAUCUCUCUAUAUAUAAUGAAAAAAGUCAACCGCGUCGUGUACAUUAAUUAUGUUUUAAGGCAAGUUGUAUUAAACAGUGAAAUGCGUUUAGAUUUCUUAAAUAAUUUGUUGAAUGAAAAAUAUGGUCGGCAUUUAACUAUCUUAUUACAGUACCACAUAAGUAUGUAUAAUAAUAAUAAUAAUAAUAAUAACAUUAAUAAAUGAUUAUUGCAGUCUUA